Siniperca chuatsi (mandarin fish) is the source of this 7966-nucleotide messenger RNA. RefSeq names its product CAP-GLY domain containing linker protein 1a (gene clip1a). Gene Ontology annotation, biological process: cytoplasmic microtubule organization; positive regulation of microtubule polymerization. NCBI's taxonomy places the organism in Eukaryota, Metazoa, Chordata, Actinopteri, Centrarchiformes, Sinipercidae. Gene Ontology annotation, cellular component: nucleus; cytoplasm; microtubule plus-end. Gene Ontology annotation, molecular function: microtubule plus-end binding. The record is from RefSeq and is a predicted model, not a curated record. Bases 371 to 7078 code for a protein of 2235 amino acids. The transcript has 28 exons.
AACAUAUCAUCUUUGGUCGGCACCUACAGUUGACGUUCCUCUCAGCCGUUGGACAGACAGCUCGUACGCUGGGCUGUGCCUGCCCGUGGCUGAUCCGAGCAGUAGUCGUCGUGGUUCUCCACUUAGCUCGUUAGCUGUGUAUUUUUUUUCCUCAGAAGACGUAGGCUGUACAGAAACAUCAGGGUCCUUUUUGUGAGUAGCACUUUUUCUCCCUCCUCCCUUUUCCUAGUUUUUCUUUUUGUUUAAUUGAUUUUGGUGCGGAGAGAACAACUUUGCCAUCACAAUAACCGCUUGUUUUGAUGGUCUGGGGUCAGUCUGUACCCACUGACGGACACAAGCCUUGUGGGUCUAUCAGAUCCCAGGUGGAAACAUGAGCACAGCCAAGCCCAGUGGGAUCAAAGUGCCCAGCAAGAUAGCUAAGCCAUCUGGGACAGCAGCCCCCAAGACCAACACCAGCACAGCGGGAGCUAAAGUUGCUGUGGCCGACAAAUCAGCUGCAAGUGCCAGUGGAGGAGAUGCCGAGGGUGCUGGGGAGAACUUCCAGAUUGGGGAGCGAGUAUGGGUGAAUGGGAAUAAGCCAGGCUACAUACAGUUUUUGGGAGAGGCACAGUUUGCCCCAGGACAGUGGGCAGGGAUUGUUCUAGAUGAGCCAAUUGGGAAGAAUGACGGGUCAGUGGCAGGGGUGCGCUACUUCCAGUGUGAAGCCCUGCGAGGAAUAUUUACCCGCCCAUCCAAGUUGUCUCGUACAGAAGGGGAGGCUAAUGGAACUCAGACCGCACCACCCUCCCGCGCUGCAUCACCCACUCCUUCAGUCGGUAGCGUAGCCUCGCAUACACCCACCACAAAAUCAACAUUACCCUCAACUACCAUGGCAGCCAAGAAGGCCUCCUCCACUACGCCAGCUACGCCAGCUACACCAUCUUCCAACCUUGCACGUACGAACAGUGAAUCUGUCUCCAACCUCUCAGAGACUGGAUCAGUCAAGAAGGGCGAAAGGGAACUGAAGAUGGGUGACCGUGUAUUGGUUGGUGGUACAAAGGCAGGAGUGGUACGUUUCCUUGGAGAAACAGAUUUUGCCAAAGGCGAGUGGUGUGGUGUGGAAUUGGAUGAGCCCUUAGGAAAGAAUGACGGGGCAGUGGCAGGCACAAGAUAUUUUCAGUGCCAACCCAAGUAUGGCUUAUUUGCUCCAGUGCACAAAGUCACACGCAUUGGCUUCCCUUCAACCACGCCAGCCAAAGCAAAAACAACAGUUCGGAAAGUAGUGGCCACACCAUCAGGACUAAAGCGAAGCCCUAGUGCCUCCUCCAUCAGUACCAUGAGCUCUGUGGCAUCCUCUGUCAGCGCCAAGCCCAGCCGCACAGGCCUGCUAACAGAGACAUCAUCACGGUAUAAUCGUAAGAUUUCAGGCACCACAGCCCUACAGGAGGCGCUGAAGGAGAAGCAGCAGCAUAUUGAGCAGCUGAUGGCUGAGAGGGACAUGGAGAGAGCUGAGGUUGCCAAGGCUACUGGCCAUGUUGGAGAGAUGGAGCAAGAAAUGAGACUGCUCAGGGAUGAUCAGGAGCAGAUGGAGGCUAAGAUGGACCAGUUACGUGCCUUGGUAGAAGCUGCAGACAAAGACAAAGUCGAGCUGCUGAAUCAGCUGGAGGAGGAGCGUAGGAAGGUGGAGGACCUUCAGUUCCGUGUAGAGGAAGCUUGCAUUACCAAAGGAGACCUGGAGACGCAGACCAGACUGGAGCAUGCCCACAUUAAGGAGCUUGAACAGAGCCUGCUCUUUGAAAAGACCAAAGCUGAGAAACUCCAAAGAGAGUUAGAAGACACUAGGGUUGCUACUGUGUCGGAAAGAUCCCGUAUUAUGGAGCUUGAGAGGGACCUUUCACUGCGAACAAGAGAGGUAGCUGACCUGCAGCUGCGUCUUGGGACCCAGCACGGCUCUGAGGGCUCAAACUCCACUCUUUCUCCCCUUCUGGAAGAGAUAAACUCGCUGAGGGAUCAGUUGGCUUCUCAAGAAGCUAAGCAGCAAGAAGAGCUGGUGAAAUACAAGGAGAAGUUAGAAGCUCAAGAAAAGACCCACACUGAGGCAGUUGCCCAGCUUCAGGCUACAUUGGUAAGGCUCUCUGGUGAGAACGAGCAAAUGCAGAUGCGCUUAAGCCAGGCUGAGAAGGAGAAUGCUGACAGUAUUGAACUCUGGCGUUCCAAGUUGGAGUCUGCCGCUGCCUCUCACCAGCAGGCCAUGGAUGAGCUGAAGGUGUCCUUCAGCAAAGGCGCAGGUGCCCAGACAGAAGAACUUAUAGAAACCAAAAGUGCACUAGAGAGGCUGAAGUUAGAGCACAAGUUGGCUCUAGAGGAGGCUGGAGCCAAACAUGAAGCUAAUGCCACAGUUUGGACUCAGGAGAUGCAGGCACUAAAGGCACAACUGUUGUCUUUGACUGAGGACAAGGAGCGACUGGAGGAGUCACUACGGUUCAGCGUUGAAAAAGCAGAGGAGCAGCACCUUGUGGAGAUGGAGGAUGUUCUUGGAAAGCUUCAUGCUGCCGAACUUAGGGUAAAGGAGCUUGAGGAGAAAGAAGCAAUGUUGGCACAACAAGCCCAAGACAAGGAUGGAGAAAACAAAAAGCAGAUGGCAGAACUUGUGGCUCUGCGCAGCCAAGUAGCACAAGGUAACCAGGAGCUUGUGACCUUGAAGAGUCAAUUAGAGGUGGUUAAGAGCCAAGGAAACAACCAGGGUGCCAAGGUUAGUGAAUUGAACUCUCAGUUGGAGGGCCGACAGCAGGAAGUCCUCUCUUUACAGCAGAGUCUGACCACUGUACAGCAGGAAAAAGACACCCUGGAACAGGCGCUUGGAGGCCUGAAACAAAAGUUGUCUGAAAGCACAGAGGAGCAGACAAAAUCAGCAAAAACUAUGCAAGAAACACUUGAGAAGCUCAGUAAGAAGGAAGAGCAGUGCACAUCCCUGACCACAGAGUCAGAGUCUCUAAGAACUCAACUUGCCGGGCUCGAGAGAAAGCUGAAGGCUGCAGAUGAAAAGCUUGAGCAGCUUUCAAAGGACAAAAGCAAGUUGGAAAAUGAUAUUUCAGACAUGAUGAAGGCAUCUGGUGAUAGUUCAGUACAGCUGACCAAAAUGAAUGAAGACCUCAUGCAGAAAGAAAGGAGGCUUGAGGAGUUACAGAGUCAACUAGUAGAGGAGAAAGAGAAGGUGGCACACUUCAAUGAACAACUCCAGCAGGAACAGUCCCGCAAAGAGCAGGAGCUGAAAGAGACCAGAGAUACACAUCAGUCUCAAAUAAGUAGCCUUCAGGAGAAGAUUGUUAACUUGGAGAAGACUGUUAAACAGGGUGAGACCCUGGUUGAGGAGCUAAAGGCCUCACAAGAGAAAUCCUUCUCUCAGGCCUCAGAGCUCCACGCGAAGGAACUUGAGGUGCUCCAGAGUCAGGUUGACAAGUUGAAGCAAGAGCUCUCCUCCUCCACGGACAAAACCCAGGAGCUGGAGAAGUUGGUGUCUGAGCUGCAGCCAUACAAAGAACAGGCUCAGUGUCUUUCUUCUGAGCUUGACUCCUACAAGCAUGAUGUUGAACAUUUGUCCAAAAAACUGGAAAAGCAGAGUCUAGAUCUGGAAAAUUUGUGUAAAGAAAGUGCGGAUGUUAAGGUUGAGAAAUGCAAACUGGAGAAACGGCUUUCAGAUUUGCAGACUAAGCUCUCUGCUUUUGAGAUUAGUCAUCAGGAGCUUUCAGUCCAGAAUGAAGAACUGCUAAUAACCAGAGAUAUAUUUUCAAAAAAUCAAGAGGAACUACUGGCUAACAAGAAGUGCUCAGAUGAAGAAAGGACUUCAUUGAACGAGGAGUUGGAGAAGCUCAGAGGUCUUCUUCAGGAAGUACAGACUGAAAACCAAAACCUGAAGCAUGCUAAAGGUGAACAUCAGGCCCAAAUUGAGGAGCUUCAAAGACAAAAUGCAGAGAAGAAUGACCUGCUCCUAAAGCAUCAGCAGGACAUCCAGCAAAUUGAGGCUAAAAAGAAGCAACUACUUGAGGAUUAUGAAAAUGUCUGCAAAGAGAGGAUCCGACUUGAAGACGACCUCAAUGAAAGCAGGUCAAUGCUCACAUGUGAGAAGGACAAUCUAAUUUUAGAGAGAGAUGCUGCUAGAAAUGCCAAAAAAUCUCUUGAUGCUAAGAAUGCUGAGUUGCAGGCAAAACUUAAGUCCUUGAACUUAGAAAAAGAAGAUCUUACAAUGAAGAAUACCCAGCUGCAGUCCCUCACGGAUACACUGACAAAAGAGAAGGUGGAGAUGUCUUCUGAAGUCAGUGCUGCUGUGUUGGAUAAAAAGAGCCUUGAGACAGUGAAGGAGGAGCUCCAGAACAAGCUCAGUGUCACAAAGAAAGACUUAGAGAACUCUGUCCGUGAAUGUGAAGAACUUAAAGCCUCAAAAAUGAGCCUGGCCCAGAUGCUGGAAGAGUUCAAGACAAGCAGUCAGGUGACUGAUUCUGAGAGGCUUCACCUUCUGCAGGAGAAAGAAGACUUACUUGCGAUCCAAAGAAAAGUCUGUAAUGAGAAGGAAGAGCUUCUCAGAGAGAUAGAAGAAUUAAAGGAGAAGCUUCAAGUUUCAACAGUACAACUGUCUCAGUCCAACGAGAAAUUUAAAGAAGCGUUAUCAUCUUUUGAGCAAGAGAAGCAAGCAUUUCACCUUCAGAAUUCUGAAACUGAGAUGGCUCUACAUGCUUUACGAAAAGAAAAGAUGAGCUUGGAUUCAGCACUAGAGCAGCAGAAAAUGGAUUAUGAGCGUUUGGUAGGGGAGAAGGGAGAAUUAGAAGAGAAGCACACAAAAGCCGUAUCUGAGAAAAACGCUCUUUCUCUAGAGCGUGAUAAGCUAGCUAGUGAUAACCGAACAACUAAGGACCAGUUGGACAGUUACUCCAGAGAUAAUGCCGUCUUUAUUCAAGAGAAGUCUCAUUUAACAACAAUGCUAGAGGAAACCAAACGGCAAAAAGACGAGAUUGAAGCAGAGAUGACCUCUUUGAAACGAGAAAAGGCUGAACUACAAAAUGAACUGCAGAAGCGUAACUCUGAUAUUGAAAUUCUUGAAAAGGGCAAAACUGAACUUGUUAAAGAGCAUAGUAAACUAAAGAUGGAUUUUGAGAAGGGUAAUUUAGAAUUUGUUCAAAAGAUUGAUAACCUUACUAAAGAUUGUCAGCGUCUGCAAUCGUUGCAGACUGAGGCUGACAAAAAAGCGCAGUCCUUGCAGAAAGAGAACCAGGGCUUGCUUCAGGAGAUCCAGGAGUUAAAAUGUCAGACUGAAUCAAUGUCAGAGGCUAAGCACGUUCUUGAGACCCAGCUACAGGCUGAAUCCAGUGAACGGAAUAUAGCGAUAUCUGACAAGGAUGGUCUUUCCAAACAAAUUGAGGAGCUGCAGAAAACAUUGUCCAAAGUUACACAAGAAAAUAAAGAAAUUUCUUCUAACCUUAAGAAUGCUGAUGAGCAAAAGAAGUCUUUUAUGGUGGAUAUGGAGGCUUUGAAAACACGAUUAAAGCAGCAAGAGCAAGAAACUAGUCAGUUGGCAGAAGAUAAAGAACAGCUAUUAUCUAAGCUUGAGGAGAUGGGCAAACAGAUGACCUCCCUGACCACAGAGAAGGAGGACCUUUUAACUGGACGGUGUAAAUUGGAGCAGGACAUUUCUUCUCUCCGCACAAGCCAAGAAAAUUCGCUUGUAGAACGGUCAAGACUCCUUGGAGAGUUAGAGAAGUUGCACGCUAACCAGAAACAACUAGAGGUUGAUGUCAAGGGCCUACAAACUGAUUUGGAAAAGCAAUUCCAGAAUGCUGCCGCUGUGAAAGAAGAGCUUUCCUCCAGCAUCUCAAAUCUAACAGCUCAGAAGGAUGCCCUGCAGGUGGAGAGGGAUGAAGCCGCCCAGCAAGUCAGGCAGCUCGAGUCCCAACUAAAAAAUGCCAUUUCUAAGCAGCUUGAGGCUUCAGAGGCCUCUGGCAAGAGUGCUGAGGUUCUCGAACAGCUGACAAAAGAGAGAGCCAGUUUGAUGCAGGAGAAGAACGAAGCUCAAUUUUUACUGGUAGAGCUCCAAAGCUCCAAGCAGGAGGUGGAGACCCAGCUAAAAAAAUUGAAGGAAGAGAAUUCCAAGUACCAAGAAGUUCUGAAUGUAUCCAAAGAGCAGCUUUGCACAGAAACCCAGAGGACUAAGAGUCUGUGCCAGGAAAUUGAGGAGCUUAAAGAAGCAGUUUCUGUGAAGACACAGUCCCUGCAGAUGCUGCAAGAUGAGAACAACAAGCUGACUCAGGAGCUUGAUAACAGUCACAAAGGCCAGAGUGAUCUUGUGAAGCUCAAGGAUGAGCACUCAAAACUCAAAAAACACUUGAAGGAGUUGAAGCAAAGCCUGCCCAAUAAUGCCUUGAGUGAGAGCACCUUGAAGGAGCAGUUUGAUAAGGAGAAGGCCGCCCUCAAACAGUCCAUCCAUAAAAACAGUGCCUUAAUUUCAGAAAAGGACCAGCAGGUGGAACACCUGAGGAGCGAGCUGGCUGUACUGCGUGGGGAAAGUGCCUCAGUUAAAACACUGCAGGGUACAAUUCAGGCCUUGGAGCAGGACAAGGCUAAUCUACAGGAGCGUGUUCAGAGACUGGAGAAGGACCUGGCUGCAGGGCCUGACACCAUCAACACGUCCUCAGGUGAUGCAGUUUUGGACCAACUAAGGGAGGAUAAGGAGACUGCAGAGAGUCAGGCAGCGAUUGAGUUCCUGAAUUCAGUCAUUGUUGACCUCCAGAGGAAGAACAGGGAACUCAAGGACAAAUUGGAGACAAUGGCAGCUGCUGCUCUCAAUGGGAAUAAUCAAAAUGAGCUGGAUAACUAUGAUAGCCAUGACAAGGAACCUGUGAAGAAGAAGCCUCCCCCAAGGCUGUUCUGUGACAUCUGUGACUGCUUCGACCUCCAUGACACCGAGGACUGUCCCACACAAAUGCAGAUGCCCGACUCCCCUCCACACACCACCUACCAUGGCAAUAAGGGCGAAGAGCGGCCCUACUGCGACAUCUGUGAGGUCUUUGGCCACUGGACCGAAUCCUGUAAUGAUGACCAGACCUUUUGAAGCCUUUUUCACCCUCGUUCGCACAAUCACUAUAUUUGCACAUCAUGUUAGAUCAUGCGGUGCUUUUGGGUUUUGGUUUAUAUGUAUGUGUGCAUUUCGUGUGCUUGUUUUUUCCAAGCGUCUUUAUUGUCCAUGCCAGUCCUUAAGCGCUCUUAUAGGGGAAUGGUCUCCUCAGAAUCUCUUUCCAAAAAUUCAGACAUCCAGAAAAAUAAUAUACAGCAAUUUGUAUUUGUUAUUGUAAAUGACUUUGGAGGAAAAAUGGUUGAUAUCCUGGGUUUGUGUGAGUGAGAAGAUACUGUAGGUGGAUGUAUCACUGCGAGAGAAGCGAUGGUCUUCUUCAGAUCAUUUAAUUUAUCAAUAUCCUAACAUUGUUUGCACAGCUUGUUGGGGGAUUACAAAGAAAAUAUAAUAUCAUAAAAGGUGUUUAUUUGAAACUGUAAAUGACUUGAUUGAAAAACAAAUGUCAGUUUGCGUAAGAAUUGGUGCGCUAUAGUUUAUUUUUUUAUGCCUGGAAAUACUAUGUACUCUUUAAUGGUUUGAUAGUAUGUGUGUAAUUUUGUGAAGGGUAAUCACGGGGGAGAGAUUUGCUUGCUCUUGCCUGGAGUGGAGCAGUGAAACCCAGUGCUAUUUGGCUUUAAUAAGAACAUUUUUUAUGGUCUUCAUGAAGGAACUGCUAGAUGAUUGGUAAGGACAGAGGCAGUGAAACUUCAAGCAUUUCACACUUACUGUAACCCCUCAGAUCCAGUGAAAGGGCCUUUCCAAAAAGUUUCUUUGCAAUUAAAAGAUAACUAUAUGUAUGAAACAAUGAAAUACAUAAGCAUUUCUUUAAAAAUGUUUUGGAUAUCUGUAUAAAAAUAAAUUAAAUUUAUGUAUAAAUUAAAAAUCAAA